This is a messenger RNA of Mus musculus (house mouse), 3301 nucleotides long. RefSeq names its product polymerase (DNA-directed), delta interacting protein 3 (gene Poldip3). Gene Ontology annotation, cellular component: nucleus; cytoplasmic ribonucleoprotein granule; nuclear speck. The record is from RefSeq and is marked validated. Gene Ontology annotation, biological process: poly(A)+ mRNA export from nucleus; positive regulation of translation. The transcript has 9 exons. Bases 126 to 1388 code for a protein of 420 amino acids. NCBI's taxonomy places the organism in Eukaryota, Metazoa, Chordata, Mammalia, Rodentia, Muridae. Gene Ontology annotation, molecular function: RNA binding; nucleic acid binding; protein-containing complex binding.
UUUUCGUUUGAGCUGUCGCGAGAGUUGGCCGUCCGGGUUGCCGGAAGCCGCUCUUGACUCCGGCCGCGGGGCGGGCUCGCCGCAGUCGGCUUCUCCUCCGUUCUCCGCUAGCUGCGCGCCGCAAGAUGGCCGAUCUCUCGCUGGACGAGCUCAUCCGGAAGCGCGGGACGGCGGCCAAGGGACGGCUCAGUGUCAGGCCAGGAAUUGGAGGUGUCCGGUCUCGAGUUGGAAUCCAGCAUAGUCUUGUUAACCAGCCAGCUCGCACAGCCACCUUCCAGCAGAGAUUUGACGCCCGACAGAAGAUUGGGCUCUCAGAUGCUCGGCUCAAGCUGGGUGUCAAAGAUGCCCGGGAAAAGCUUUUGCAGAAAGACGCCCGGUUUCGGAUCAAAGGGAAAGUACAGGAUGCCAGGGAGAUGCUGAACUCACGAAAGCAGCAGGGCACUGUGCCCCAGAAGCCCCGCCAGGUGGCUGAUGCCCGGGAGAAGAUCAGCUUGAAGAGGAGAUCCCCUGCUGCGUUCACAAGCCCGCCCAUUGGGACUGUAACCCCAGCUCUGAAGCUCACCAAAACUAUCCAGGUUCCACAGCAAAAGGCCAUGGUGCCACUUCAUGCCCAUCCUGCUGGAAUGAGGAUCAAUGUUGUCAAUAACCACCAGGCUAAACAGAACUUGUAUGACCUGGAUGAAGAUGAUGACAUUGUGGUGCCUGUCCCUCCCAAGCAGAUGAAGUUUGCAGCCACGGGCAGCCUUGUUCACCACAUGACUGGACUGAGCAGUUCCAAGCUGUCCAUGUCCAAGGCCCUCCCUCUCACAAAAGUGGUCCAGAAUGAUGCCUACACCGCUCCUGUUCUCCCCUCCUCUGUUCGAACCAAAGCCUUGACCAGCAUGUCCCGGACGCUGGUGAACAAGGAGGAGCCUCCCAAAGAGCUGCCGCCUGCUGAGCCUGUGCUUAGCCCCUUGGAAGGCACCAAGAUGACCGUGAAUAAUCUGCACCCCCGAGUCACAGAGGAGGACAUAGUUGAGCUUUUCUGUGUGUGUGGCGCUCUCAAGCGGGCUCGACUGGUCCAUCCUGGGGUAGCAGAAGUUGUCUUCGUGAAGAAGGAUGACGCCAUCACUGCUUAUAAGAAGUACAAUAACCGAUGUCUGGAUGGGCAACCUAUGAAGUGCAACCUUCACAUGAAUGGAAAUGUCAUCACCUCAGACCAACCCAUCCUGCUGCGGUUGAGUGACAGCCCCUCAGUGAAAAAGGAAAGCGAGCUGCCACGGAGGGGCAACCCUGCCUCUUCCAACCCUCCUGCCGAAGUGGACCCUGACACCGUUCUCAGAGCGCUCUUCAAGUCCUCGGGGGCCUCUGUGACCACACAACCCACAGAAUUCAAAAUCAAACUUUGAGGAGGGGAGCGAGGCAGCCAGAAACAGGGCAGAGGAGGGUGGCUCUGUUUCCCAAGGCAAAGUUGAGACCAAUGGGCUGUCGGACUGAAGCCCCCUGAACAAGGGAUGAGGUACCAGGGAGAGCUUCCUCGCUGGACGGGACCCACCUUUCUGUGUUGUUUACACCUUGCCCUUCUGUGCGUUCCAUUUCUGUAGUAUGUUUCCUCUUUCCUCCAUUCAUCAUCAAGGUAGGCUGUGUUUGUCGGUGUGCCUCCCCUGCCCUCGGCCCCUAGCUGAUUUCUCCCCUAGAUAUGGUGCACUGUUUCCCUGGGUGGCCUUCUUGUGGCCCCAUGGGCCACAGGGUGCAGGAACGUAUUGGAAAGACUGCUUUUUUUUUUUUUUUAAUUUUUUUAAAAUUUUUUUUAUGUUUUGUUUUCAAGAGUUUUCUUGUUCUGUUGAAGUUUUCACACAAAACGGAAUGAAUGGGACCUCCUGCCAUUCAGUGAGCACUAGGACAGCUGGGACCUCCUGCCAUUCAGUGAGCACUAGGACAGCUGGGACCUCCUGCCAUUCAGUGAGCACUAGGACAGCUGGGACCUCCUGCCAUUCAGUGAGCACUAGGACAGCUGGGGGCUGCGUCAGGCUACUGGCUUCCUGUGUUCUCACCACUGUCCCUCUAGCCCUGACUGCAAGUAUGCAGUGCUGGAUGACGGGCAGUGUGCAAGGCAUCCCAGCAUUCAUGGUCCCUUGUUAGUGUUGUGCCAAAGGCCUUGGGUCAGUUCUCUCAGCUUCCAUAUGGAAGUGAGGAAGGGACCUGUGCCUAUUAGCCCUCUUGAUUCUCACCUGAUAGGGCAACAUCAAAGCUUGGUGUGGGUGUGGGUGCCAGCUCCAAGUUGGCUGAGCCUUUUUCCAGGUUCUACCCGGGCGCCUCUGUGUGUUCUACAGCACAGAGGACUUCGGGGAGAUUGAUUGGAUCAGAGCCAUUGGCUGGCUCUGGCUCUGCUUUUCUGCCUUCAGUUAUCUACAGAACAGCAGGUUUGCCUGAAGUGCAGCCUUCACCAGGGCAUUGUCUCUGCUGGUGUCAGUGACCCACAUUGAUGAGUGGUCUGAGCAGCUGGUGGGUUACUUUACCCAGUGUGUUCCUGCAUUGUUUAGUGUGGAACUGUGGGCAGGUGCCGAGUGUCAGAUAGCAUCGGUCCAGAGCUCGUCAGAGGCCCCUGACAGUGGAAACAGAAGAUGCUAAGCUGUCAUAGGUGGAGCAGGAUCCUAAGGACGCACAAUAUCAGUUGUGCGUGCUGUAAAGGGACAAACCGAGGAAGUAGAGGAAGCUGCGGCACUGUGACCCAUUCAAGGCUAGCACAGUUAAGAGAACUUCAGCUAAUUCUUAUUUUCCUGAGUUAGAUCCCAGCCCAUGCCCAGCUGGAAGGGUCUCUUUUGGGUCAAAAUCAGUCCUUCAGCUCUAAGGUUGCCCAGCAAAGGAAUCUAGGAAUGACAACUGCAGUGUCCACUCCUAAACACCUCCUUCUCUUACACCCUUCGAAAUGGGUACAAACUUAAUUCUUCUCAGAAACUGGAAGACAUUCCUCUGUGUUUGCCCCUUCCUGACCCAAGAGACACCCUAUACAUGAGGGCCCAGCUCUUUACCUCUGGGGACAGCUGGCAUGCCUUUGGCUUUGUGUAGAGUAGGGUGGUGAGACCCUUCCUGGCUCCCCUGCUUUGUGAGUUAGGCGUGCUGGGGCACCCUCCUGGCCAGGUGGUACUUUGGGGACUUGGGUGUUUGCAUCAUAAUGUCAUCUUGGGAAACAGAAAAGAAGGUGGGCCAACCCUCAUGUCCCCCACUCCCUUGCAUUAUUUCUUUGUGUCUUGUUCAGGAGAAAAGAGGGCCUUGUUACUUUCCACUUCUCAAUAAAUGUUUGUUAUUCCUAACUUUGAGC